Molecule: messenger RNA, 3315 nt
Organism: Glycine soja
Lineage: Eukaryota; Viridiplantae; Streptophyta; Magnoliopsida; Fabales; Fabaceae
Product: C2 and GRAM domain-containing protein At5g50170-like
Exons: 9
Coding region: 130-3174 (1014 amino acids)
Source: RefSeq, a predicted model, not a curated record
UUAUUAUGUCUAUAAUUUUCUUUUUUUUUUACUCUCUAAGUAUUUGAUAACUCAUUGGGGAUUUAUCAAACAUUUUUCUUAUGCAUUAAUAGCGUUAAGAGUUGUAAAGAGCUAGUUUUAUUACAAGCUAUGUUGAGACUUUACGUGUGUGUAUUGGAAGCCAAGGACCUUCCCGUGAAGGAUACUUACGUGAAGCUUAGGCUGGGAAAGUUCAAGUGCAGGACAAGGAUAUUGAGGAACACAAGCAACCCCGUUUGGAACAAGGAGUUUGGUUUCAAUGUGCAUGGUGCUGAAGACAUGCUUGUUGUCUCUGUUGUUAAUCAUGAUAAUAUUAAUGAGUGCAGAGUGACCAAUGGUUCUGUGGAGUUUGUGGGUGAGGUACGGAUUCCGGUAGGUUCGGUUGCUUUUGAGGAUAAGCAAACGUUUUUGCCCACGUGGUUCUCUCUUGAAAGCCCCAAGAGUGGGAAGUUUUUCAAUGAAUAUUGUGGGAAAAUUCUCCUUACCGUUUCUCUUCAUGGUAAAGGUCGUUCUUCUUUUAUCAAUCAUAAGCAUUCUUCAAAUUCAACUAUUGCGGUUGACAACUCAAGAGACUUGGAAGGUCUGCACGUUGCGUGUCAGGUACCUUGUGAUAAAAUGGGUGCAGGCAAACAAUUGUUGAAGGCUAUUGCUAAUGGUCUGCAUAGGAUUUUCAAAAAGAAAGAAGAAAACUCAAAAUCUGGUGAUUCUUCAGAACUAUCUACUUCAUUAUCUGAUUAUGAAGAUAGUGUACAGGAAAAUUCAUCUCCUUGUAGCUUUGAAGAAGCCAUUGCACUAAUGGAAUCAGGAGAUGACAAACCAGAAAUGCCUGAAAAUUUGCCUGGCGGUGUUCUAGUAGAUCAGAUUUAUUUAGUCUCUCCGAAUGACCUUAAUGUGUUUCUUUUUGCACCCAAUUCACAGUUUAGUAAAGAUAUGGUUGAACUGCAGGGAACAACAAAUGUGCAAGAGGGACCUUGGACAUGGAAAAAUGGAGACAUGUCGUGUUUAACACGAGUUGUUACCUAUACAAAAGCGGCUACGAAAUUGAUUAAGGCAGUUAAUGCAAUUGAGGAGCAAACCUACAUUAGAGUGAGCAGAAAGGAAUUUGCUAUACUUGUUAGUGUAAGCACACCAGAGGUCCCAUAUGGAAAUUCAUUUAGGAUUGAAUUGCUUUACAAGAUAAUGCCAGGGGAGGCAUCUUCAGGAGAGGAAUCCUCCCAUCUAGUUGUGUCUUGGGGAAUUGUCUUCCUCCAAAGCACAAUGAUGAAAGGCAUGAUAGAAGGUGGGGCAAGACAGGGAUUGAAGGAGAGUUUGGUCCAGUUCUCGGACCAACUUGCGCUGAAUUUUAAGGUGCUAGAUAAAGCAGAUUUACCAGACAAGGAACAUUUGUUGGCAACUUUGCAAACUGAAGACCAGUGGAAUUGGUGGCAGACAAUUACAUACUUUUGGAAUUUCACUGUGGCUUCCACCAUUUUCAUGUUUUUGUAUGUGUUGGUGCAUAUUUUAAGGUGUGGUCCAAGUCUACCUCAGGGCUUGGAAUUUAGUGGGCUUGAAUUGCCAGAUAGUUUUGGGGAGCUCAUUACAAGUGGAAUUUUAAUCAUCCAGUUGCAGCGUGUUUAUAAUAUGGUGUCUCACUUUGUGCAAGCUAGAUUUCAAAUGGGAACUGACCAUGGCCUCAAAGCCAAUGGUGAUGGAUGGGUUCUUACUGUGGCUUUAAUUGAGGGGGUUGACCUGGCCUCCUUGGAGUCCGAAGGAUUGUCAGAUCCCUAUGUAGUUUUCACCUGUAAUGGACAAACAAGGUCAAGCUCUGUCAAGCUUCAAAUGCCCGAUCCUCUAUGGAAUGAGAUAUUAGAGUUUGAUGCUAUGGAAGAACCACCAUCAGUUUUACAUGUGGAAGUUUUUGAUUUUGAUGGUCCAUUCGACCAGGAUGUUUCACUUGGACAUGCUGAGAUCAAUUUUCUAAAACACACAUCAACUGAGUUGGCAGAUAUGUGGGUCAUGCUUGAAGGAAAGCUUGCCCAAUCUUCUCAGUCAAAGUUGCACUUGAGAAUUUUCUUGGAUAACAAUAAUGGAGUUGAAACAAUCAAGGAAUAUUUGGAGAAGAUGGAAAAGGAAGUAGGCAAAAAAUUGAAUCUUAGAUCACCUCAAAGGAAUUCUACAUUCCAGAAAUUGUUUGCUUUGCCUCCGGAAGAAUUUCUCAUCAAAGAUUUCACUUGUUACCUCAAGAGAAAAAUGCCUUUACAGGGUCGGUUGUUUCUUUCAGCAAGGAUUCUGGGGUUUCAUGCCAAUUUGUUUGGACAUAAAACCAAGUUUUUCUUCCUUUGGGAAGAUAUUGAAGAGAUACAAGUGCUUCCUCCAUCAUUGGCAACAUUAGGAAGCCCUACAUUGGUCAUAAUUCUGCGAAGAGGUCGGGGUCUUGAUGCAAGGCAUGGUGCAAAGACUCAAGAUGAAGAAGGGAGACUUAGAUUUCAUUUUCAAUCAUUUGUUUCAUUUAGUGCUGCCUCCAGAACAAUAAAGGCCUUGUGGAGGACAAGAAUACUGAACCCCUAUCAGAAAGAACAAAUUUCAGAAGAGCAUGAAGAUCAAGAAAGCUUUGUAAUUCUGGAAGACUCUGCAUCUAUCUUAGAGGAUGAAGAAAAAAUGUCCAGAAUUUUCUCUGCAGAACUUCCAAUUAAGAUGAAAUCAGUGAUGGGAAUAUUUGAUGGAGGAAACCUGGAGCAUAAAAUUAUGCAGAGAACAGGAUGUAUGAACUAUGAAACAACAUCAUGGGAACAAGUAAAGCCUGAUUUCUUCGAGAGGCAUGUUUCUUACCAAUUCAAUCGACAUGUGUCAGUUUUUGGUGGUGAAGUCACAUGCACACAACAAAAAUUUCCAAAUACAAACACUGGAGGUUGGACUGUGAUUGAAGUUAUGGCUCUUCACAGUGUCCCAUUUGCUGAUCACUUCCAUAUUCAUUUUAGGUAUGAAAUUGAGAAAUCCUCUCUUGGUGACUGUGCAUGCAAGUGUGAUGCUUACAUUGGUAUUAUGUGGCUCAAGAGCUCUAAGUUUCAGCAGAGGAUCAACAGGAACAUAACAGCCAAGUUUAACCUCCGAUUGAAGGAAAUAUUUGAACUGGUUCAGAAAGAGAUUUUGUUAAUGUCUCAGAACUCUCACGGAUAAGUAUUAUGUUAGGCCAGAUAGAAUAAAUUGUAUUAUGCAAAAGAAAAAUGAGUUUUCUGUAGACCAAUUAGCUUUCUGAAAUUGUUCAGAAAAAUGAGUUUUCUGUAGAACAAUCUUGUUGUAUAACUGAAUUUUUAUUAA